Molecule: messenger RNA, 968 nt
Organism: Xenopus tropicalis (tropical clawed frog)
Lineage: Eukaryota; Metazoa; Chordata; Amphibia; Anura; Pipidae
Product: signal-regulatory protein beta-1-like
Exons: 5
Coding region: 12-968 (318 amino acids)
Source: RefSeq, a predicted model, not a curated record
AAGCCGCAGGGAUGGAGCAACGAGGGGCUCUCCUGAUUCUGCUCUUCUCAUUCCUCUCCCCCUCAGAGUCUCUCCUACGCGUGACUGUCCCUCGCAGCCACCGAGCCCCACUGGGCACUAACACCUCCAUCCCGUGCCAGUUCCUUAUAGAUUACCCACCAUUUAACCCUCACUACCUGCUUAUAUACUGGUACCUAAAUGACAGAGAGAUAUUAAACUACACCACAAAAGUGAGGACCUCCAACCGUAGAUUAUCCAUAAACUCGGGUUCUACAAAGUUCGGGAAGGCGUCUCUGGACAUUGCUGAUGUGCACAUAUCUGACGAGGGUCAAUACACAUGUUCCGUGCUCUACACACCGGAGAGAAGGGACCGCAACGUCUAUUUCCAUGUUCACGCGCCCCCCAGGAUCACAAUCACUAAUAAUGUGGUUACUGGGAAUAAGAAAAGUGCCCUGACUGCCUCUAUCCAUGACUUCUACCCCAAGGAUCUUGAUGUUAAAUGGCUCAGGGAGGGGGAGAUACUGGUUGGUGGAACUAAGCUUUCCCCCCAGAGAAAUGCAGAUGGUACAUACCGAGUGACCAGCACAGUGACCAUUGUACCCACCGAGGAGAACAGGAACCAGAGCUUCUCUAUCUGGGUCCAACAUGGGUCUCUCUCUGUCCCUCUCCAGGAGGACUUCCAGCUUCUCUAUGAAGAUCUGAACGCACCAAACAGAACAACUGGCCGGACUUCUUUGCCAUUUACUUGUGCUUUGUUGAUAUUUGCGGCUAGAGACCUUAGAAAGAAAAGUAUCUUCUCCGAUGAUGUAUCUAGAUCAAGAAGCUUUAUACCUACAAAAAACGAUCAAGACAGCAGAUCAAAAUGGAAAAACAAAAAGACUUUUCGAACAAGCGAGUCAGGAGAGGAAGACAACACUUCCAGGACUUCAAAAUACUUACUGAGGAACAAGGAGAAGAGAAGAUUCUGA